This is a messenger RNA of Enterobius vermicularis (human pinworm), 2568 nucleotides long. NCBI's taxonomy places the organism in Eukaryota, Metazoa, Nematoda, Chromadorea, Rhabditida, Oxyuridae. The record is from the annotation of a GenBank genome assembly.
AUGAAUAUAAUUUUUAGUGAAAACACUCGGGGCGAUACAGCAAAGCAGUCGGGUGAAAUGAUCGACCAGGCACGAUUUAGGCAUCAUCAACAGCGGAGCAAAUUUAAGGACGCUAUUGACUAUCUUGAUCAAAUUUUUGAAGAUCUCAAAAAAGAAUGUGAUUUACCGGUUCGUGUUUACGUUCUGGAAUCACAUUUUUCGAAAGCUGUUGCUUCGCUUCAACAAACUCAUCAGUCGCCGCCAGUAAUGAGACCAUAUAAAACUAAGAAGCAGCAAAAGAACGACCGAGAAAAAGUUGUGUUAGCAGAACAGUUUCAAGGUGAUAUUGAAGUCUCAGAGACAAUAGUACUUCCUCCUGUUCAAAAGAAACUGAAGGGUGAACGUUUGAAUUUCACUCAAAAAUGGCUUGAAGGCGACAUCAAAUCAUGGAUAACAGCCCCAGCAAAAUCCGAUUUCAGUAUGGAUGGCAUGGAUGAUGAAGAUUCCUUUGAUGAAAGGUCAUUGGGCAGUUGUUCAGCUGAAGUGGCAGCUAUAAAUUCGGCUGUUGGGAAAAAAAAGAAAAGCCGCGAUAUGUCAAAUGUUGUGACUAAAGUUAUUGAGCCUGCAAAGCCCACCAGGAAAAAUGGUGUUUUUCCAAACGGGGAUCAUCCGGGACAACCGGCAAUUAUUAAACCACAGGUUGUCCGACCACAACCAGUUUAUGGUUUUCCAACUGGUAGUGGUUUUAACUCAACGGGUAAUACUGGUGUACCGAUUAUUACUAACGGUGUUUCAGCGGGUAGCAGUAAUGCAAAUUUCAAUAGCUUUCCUCAGCCUUUCCGUGACAUUGAGACAAGAGGUCGGGACCAGAAUCAACUGAACGCUCAUUACCCAUUAAAACGGGUCUCCUCACACAAUCAAGUAUUGGACAGGAAAUCCAAUGAACAAUCUUGGAGGUCAAACCAGGAAUCUUAUAAUACUCUUGGCAGUGUAAAGUCAGAAGAUAUUGGUCUGGGGCGACCAAAUGGCGUAUUUGUUCAGUACAGUCCAAACAGGCUUUUUGAUAAAAAACCUUCUGCAGUGAACACAUCAAAUGUUGAUGCCAAUGCUAUUAAAAUGCGUAUAGCACAACAGCAAGACCCUGUAUUAACAAUAGAUGCUCUUGUAGCUGAACUUGAAUUGAACACAGAUCAGGCAGCAUCAAACUUAAAGCGAAGAUCUUUUCCAACAAAGUUCGAGACCUUGACAAAUCGACCGUCACUAGAUCAUCAUGGGCAACCGGUAAGCAAUAGAAGGCUGACCAACGGAAAUACCUCUUUAAAGCCAAGGGGAAAUGAUAGCACAUCUAAACCUGUACCUAAACAGAAAGAUAGCUCUUUUGAUGAAAUGGCCAACAUGCUUCAUAAUGUUGCUAGUGAAGUUAGCAGGUUGGAAAAUCGGCCUCGAAAAACUAGCCAAAUGAACAACUUUGGUAACAAUGUUUUAUCGCCCUUCGAAACCAUCAACCAAGAACGUUUAGAGCCUAGCAAAGUAGAGGCAAUACAGUCAAUGUUUGAAAACAGGGUGAACCAGUCACCGCAGCGUAGCUUACAUCAAAAUCCAAAUGCAGGCAAAGAAGAAGACACAUACUAUGAGUUUACUGGCCUAAAUAAACUUAACAAACAGAGAUCACCGUCAUAUCCUAAAUUGGCCACAAAGUCACAGUCUCCUUCAAACACUUCUGUACGCAGUCAAAAAGUUCGCAAAAAUUCACCCUUUGUUAACCAUCACGAAUUUGCACCUCCGUUUCCAACCACUCAACCACCUACUUGCCCACCAGGUUCCACCAAUUCUUCACAAACUGGCGGAUAUUACUCGUCUGGGUCUUCUCUUGGUGCAUCGUCGUCACAUGCUUCUCAUCGACAAAAUUCUGUACCUCGAAAAAUUGUACGCCAAGGAUCAGUGGUUGGCAAUCAGUCUUUAUCCUCUCAGGCAAUCAGUGUAGAUGAUGAAGAUGACGGCUUUUAUGACAAUAUUCAAGUCGAUGAGAAGAGAAUGUCCAGACUUACCGACGUGGAUAAUGCCUCAGUAAGCAGUAGGCUUCCGCCGACAGCUAAAGGUGCAACGCGUAUUACGCAGUUCCUCAAAAAAAUUGGAGCCUCAAAACCUCCCGGAAGUGCUGCAUCGUUAGUAUCUCUGAACAAGGUGACAAACGAUAAAGUUUCGCACAAUAAUACGUUAAUAAAAAGCAACAGUCUUAGUAACGAGCCAUGGAAAGAGCAAAUUAUAAAUGGCGGCGAUAAUCUUAAGCAAAAUACGUAUCAAGAAGAGAAAGAGUAUUGUUCUAAUCAUAACAUGCCUUCAAGCCGUACUAAAUACUCAAGAUUUGGAAAUGAAAUGAACCAUGGUUUCAGAAUAGUCGGACCGGUGUCAAAUAUUUUUAAUACAAUCGGGUACUGGAAGAAGUUUGGAACGGAAAUGACCGUAGAAAACUAUCCGCAGAUGAGUUUUCGCAGAAGUCCUUUGGGUGGGAGGCAGUCCGCUUACGGUUAUCUUACAAGAGAAGAUGAGGAAAACAGAACAGAAUAUGUUUUUAAACUUCACACAUAA